Ailuropoda melanoleuca (giant panda) is the source of this 1445-nucleotide messenger RNA. Its product is annotated as SWI/SNF-related matrix-associated actin-dependent regulator of chromatin subfamily D member 1-like. The record is from RefSeq and is a predicted model, not a curated record. Bases 170 to 1306 code for a protein of 378 amino acids. Lineage: Eukaryota; Metazoa; Chordata; Mammalia; Carnivora; Ursidae. The transcript has 9 exons.
CACGCCUUUUCCGCUAGUCGCCCCCCUCUAGCCCACAGUCUCGCUGCCCUGAGCCUCCCGUGCCGGCCGGCCGGCCGGGCGGACAGGCGGGCGCGCGGGGGGCGCGCGGGGGGCGGGGGGAGUUCCGGUUCCGGUUCUUUGUGCAGCUGCAGCAGCGGCUCCGGGGAAGAUGGCGGCCCGGGCGGGUUUCCAGUCUGUGGCUCCGAGCGGCGGCGCCGGAGCCUCAGGAGGGGCGGGCGCGGCGGCUGCCCUGGGUCCGGGCGGGACUCCGGGGCCUCCCGUGCGAAUGGGCCCGGCGCCGGGUCAAGGGCUGUACCGCUCCCCGAUGCCCGGAGCGGCCUAUCCGAGACCAGGUAUGCUGCCAGGCAGCCGAAUGACGCCUCAGGGACCUUCCAUGGGACCCCCUGGCUACGGGGGGAACCCUUCAGUCCGACCUGGCCUGGCCCAGUCAGGGAUGGACCAGUCCCGCAAGAGACCUGCACCUCAGCAGAUACAGCAGGUCCAGCAGCAGGCGGUCCAAAAUCGAAACCACAAUGCAAAGAAAAAGAAGAUGGCUGACAAAAUUCUACCUCAAAGGAUCCGUGAGCUGGUACCAGAAUCCCAGGCCUAUAUGGAUCUCUUGGCUUUUGAAAGGAAGCUGGACCAGACUAUCAUGAGGAAACGGCUAGAUAUCCAGGAGGCCUUGAAACGUCCCAUCAAGCAAAAACGGAAGCUGCGAAUUUUCAUUUCUAACACUUUCAAUCCGGCUAAGUCAGAUGCUGAGGAUGGGGAAGGGACGGUGGCUUCCUGGGAGCUUCGGGUAGAAGGACGGCUCCUGGAGGAUUCAGCCUUGUCCAAAUAUGAUGCCACCAAACAAAAGAGGAAAUUCUCUUCCUUUUUUAAGUCCUUGGUGAUCGAACUGGACAAAGACCUGUAUGGGCCAGACAACCAUCUGGUAGAAUGGCACAGGACCGCCACUACCCAGGAGACGGAUGGCUUCCAGGUGAAGCGGCCAGGAGACGUGAAUGUACGGUGUACUGUCCUCCUGAUGCUGGACUACCAGCCUCCCCAGUUUAAAUUAGAUCCUCGCCUGGCUCGGCUCCUGGGCAUCCACACCCAGACCCGUCCAGUGAUCAUCCAAGCACUGUGGCAGUAUAUUAAGACACAUAAGCUACAGGACCCUCACGAGCGGGAGUUUGUCAUCUGUGACAAGUACCUCCAGCAGAUCUUUGAGUCUCAACGUAUGAAGUUUUCAGAGAUCCCUCAACGGCUCCAUGCCUUGCUUAUGCCUCCAGAGCCCAUCAUCAUUAAUCACGUCAUCAGGUGAGCGUGUGUAGGGGGGGCGGCAGUGUGCUGGAGCGGGCUGGUACCAGCUUUCACAAGCUAGUUGUCCGAUUUGCAGGAAGCAGGCUGUCAGAUAGCGGUGAUUUAAAUUAUUUAAACUUACAGUUUAGUAAAAAGGAGGG